GGAUGAUGCAGUGGAAGAGUAGGAUGGUGGCGCUGUUGCUGGUGCUGGCUCAGCACAGCGUGAAAGUUUGUUCACACAAGCUGAUGAGCUCCGAAGAGAAGCUGAUGAGAGAUCUUGCUGCUCUAUGGCGAGUUGAGGAGUGGGAGGGAGAGGACAUCUGCAGUUGGAGUGGAGUGACAUGUAAAGAGAUCGAAGUGAAAGGUUUGGCGGGAACUUCUCAACAGCAGGCGAUACAAUCCAUAAGAGUGUCAGGAGUGUGCCAGCACUUUGAUGACGAGAGCACAUGUGUCCUCCCCUCGUACAUCACCAAGUUUCGAGCGAUAGAACACUUGUACCUGGCGGGGAACGGAUUUUAUGGCUCUAUCCCUGCCGAUAUUGGCAGUGUAUCAAGCCUCAAGUCACUCUUCCUCAACUCAAACAAUUUGGUCGGCGCAAUUCCAAGCUCUAUCGGGAAACUGAAAAAUCUAGAGAAAUUGCACCUCAACAGCAACAAGCUGAGCGGGAGCAUACCGCGUGAAAUAGGAGGAGCGACGAGCCUUCAUCAGCUAGAGCUGCAGCAGAACGAGUUGACUGGAAGUAUACCUGACACCAUCGGCGAGCUCAAGUCUCUAGUCCAGCUGGAUCUCAACGAGAAUGAGCUGGAGGGAGAAAUCCCACCCGCGCUGGGGGCCUUGAAGGAGCUUCACAGGCUGUUCCUGGCAGACAACCUCCUACAUGGAGAUAUCCCGGCCGAGCUCCUGGGGCCGCACAUGGUGCAUCUGAAGAAAGUUGACCUGAGCAACAACAAGCUCAAGGGCUUCGUCCCUCUUGGCGUUUGUAAGCUGGGAGAUCUCAUUCUGCUGAGACUGUCGGGGAAUGCCGAGCUCGAAGGAAACGUCCCUGAGUGUGACGCUCCGUAUGGACCUUACGCAGAUGAAGAGAACAAGAAACAUUGCAAGAGUCAGAUCAAAGACAUGUGCCGGGGAUUAUCGAGGCACGACGAGUUCUAGCUUCUUUCAAGAUGUAUCCUCUUGUAUUAUACAAACGCCAGCAAACAUG
Messenger RNA from Guillardia theta CCMP2712, 1038 nucleotides. RefSeq lists its product as hypothetical. NCBI's taxonomy places the organism in Eukaryota, Cryptophyceae, Pyrenomonadales, Geminigeraceae. The annotation marks the transcript as partial. Gene Ontology annotation, molecular function: protein binding. The transcript is spliced from 8 exons. The record is from RefSeq and is a predicted model, not a curated record.